This is a messenger RNA of Rhineura floridana, 2749 nucleotides long. It is a transcript of the gene TRDMT1, whose product is annotated as tRNA aspartic acid methyltransferase 1. NCBI's taxonomy places the organism in Eukaryota, Metazoa, Chordata, Lepidosauria, Squamata, Rhineuridae. The record is from RefSeq and is a predicted model, not a curated record. Bases 568 to 1518 code for a protein of 316 amino acids. The transcript is spliced from 9 exons. Gene Ontology annotation, molecular function: methyltransferase activity.
GCCAGUUAAAAAAACCAGUCAGAGGCCCUUAGUGCAGGUACUGUUACAUUUUUGCUUCUUCUGACCUCUAAUGCCUUUUUAACAGCAGAAACUCAGCAGGUGAAGCAUCCCCCACCGAUGCAGGGAGACCUGUUCCAGUGAUGUUUGGAGUCACGUGCGUCUUGCCUUGCCUAGAAAACAAAACCGAAGCGCGAACUCCUAAUUGCCUCUAAAUGAACAUUGAACUUAAGAAGAGUCCGAGUGGCUCUGGCCAAAGGCUCAUUUCGCCCAGCGCACUGUUCUCACCGUGGCCAACCGGCUACCUCAACGGGAACUAGUCAGACGCUGCAAGGCGUCCUCCUCCCGUGUCAACUAAUCCGGCUGAAGACAAGCGACAGCCGCCACCAUCCCCAGGAACAGAAGAGCGAGGAAACGGCGGCCACCUGCUCCCGAUGGAGAAGGCUGGUUCCUGGGCGAGAAAGUGGGAACUGAAGAGCGCCGGAACAAAAGGUGACUUGCUGCGGCGGCCGUCGGCAGAGACGGCGCAAUGGCACCGGCUGCUGCUGGGAGAAGAGGAAAAGGAAGAGAAUGGAGCCGCUGCGCGUAUUGGAGCUCUACAGCGGGAUCGGAGGAAUGCACCAGGCGCUGCGAGCAAGUGGCAUCCCUGCAGAAAUUGUUGUAGCUGUUGAUGUGAACACAGUGGCUAAUGAUGUCUACAUUCACAACUUCCCUACCACACCACUCUGGCCUAAGACAAUUGAGGGAAUAUCACUGAAGGAGUUCAACAGAUUGUCUUUUGAUAUGAUUCUGAUGAGUCCUCCUUGUCAACCCUUUACAAGAAUUGGCCGACAGGGUGAUAUUUCUGACCCCAGGACCCAGAGUUUUCUCUACAUUCUUGAUAUUCUUCCAAGGCUUGCAAAGCUACCAAAAUACUUACUUGUAGAAAAUGUCAAAGGCUUUGAAACAUCUUCUGCCAGAAAUGAACUCAUACAAACACUAGAAAAGUGUGGAUUUACAUAUCAAGAAUUUCUCUUAUCUCCAACUUGUCUUGGUAUUCCAAACUCAAGACUGAGAUACUUCCUGAUCGCAAGACUGCAGUCAGAGCACUUUCCUUUUCAAGCCCCUGGUAAGAUAUUGACAGAUUUCCCAAGCCAGGAGCCAGCGGAUUCAAAGAUGUCCAAAGGCCCUGAAGGCUGGGCAGAACACAGCUCCCCAGUGCCUACCCAAGAGCUAGCUUCUGGUUAUGACAAUAAUGGCAGACAACGCCCACAGAAGGAGGGCUUCCUUUUUAAGCUUGAAACAGUGGAGGAGCUGGAAAGGAAGCAGCAUGCAGACAAUGAUCUCUCUUUGCAAAUGCUAAGAAAAUACCUCCAAGAUGAUGUAGUAGAAGGACUGAGUCAGUACUUCCUGCCACUCAAGUCCUUGCUGCGUUACGCUUUUCUUCUAGAUAUCGUAACACCCACUUGCAGAAGAUCUACAUGCUUCACAAAAGGGGCUUGCCAGUCCGCUGAUCAGCACUUACAACAAGCACUACUUUGAUCUGGGAUGGGCUGCACUACAGAGUCCCAGGGGUUCCAACCUGUAUCUGUAUAUUUUAUUUGCUGUUUUCUAUACCUAUCUAUUUUAUUUGCACAGUCAACUGCUGUCUAGGACAGUAAUUUAAACUCUCCUAGAAUUCCAUAUCUCAUGCAGUGUGGUCUUUCUUUGAGUUUCUAGCUGAUCUCAGUCAACCGCCUGUGCUGGGCAUUUUGCAAUUCCAAGUAGCAUCGAUGAAAUGAUUUGCUAGGGGCUCACUGUACAGAUUUCUUUCCCUGCCUCCACCAUCCCCAUGCAAUGUGUACCUUUCUCUUCCAACAUUUACUGUGUUGUAUGUUUCUAUUAUGGGAGCUAAAGUUGUAAAGUGCGCUUUCUAACACUCCCUCCCUCUUCAGCCUAUGCCUGCACAAAAGUUAUCAAGCAAAUCAAGCCUGUUUCUCAGAGUCUUGUUCUCCUAUAAUUAACAUUAAAUGACAGCCUGCAAAAGACUGCUGAGUAAAUGUGUUUACACAGAAAACCACAUUGGCUCCAGAGGAGGGAUACCAUCAUUUUAAAAAUACUGAACUCUCCUUGUUAACUGUAGGCAUUUGUGUGUGUGUCCCCUUUUGAAAUGAACAUGUUCAACAUAAGUUGAAUGUACUGAUUCAAAACAACAUCUGGUUGAGUUCAUUGCUCUGGGUCUUUUCAAAUAAAACCACAUGUCUUUUCCAAUAGCUCUUUCUGAAUAUGAGCGAGCCAAAACUUCUGUAGUGGCCCAUCUCUCUGUACAGAUGAUAAGAAAUGUACACAUGAUGAAGAAUCUGUGGACAUUUUACCACUGAUUUCAGCAGGGCAUGGCUGCAAUUUAGAAGAGUAAAUCACAUGUGCACACAAGAGAUGAUAUAUACAUACUCAUUUUUGUGCACUCUAUUGUUUUCACUUUAGAAAUUGCCCAUCACACAAUUUUUAGCAGUUUGGUAAAAGGGAAAUAUAAAAAGGAGUAAAUGUUGAAACAAAAGCUACAGAAAAUUAGUGGCUCUGUGUGCAGGUAUGGCAAUGGGGAAUAAACCCUAUUUGGAUUGGUUGAAUAGUAUGAUAUUAUUGAAACUUGCAACUCCCAGUUUGGCUACAUUCAAUAAGAAUGUUUUGUGCAGAUUCUUUUACUAGGCCAUUUGUGAGUGCUGCCUUUUAACCUCUGCACUCCAUCAAUACUGCAAAUAUGACAAGAAUCUUAAUGUCUGGCUCUUAAUGGAUU